UAGUUAGCAUUCUACCCUGGACAGCGGCAGAUUGUUGCGCAUGCGCACCCUAUUCAUUGUGCAUCAAUACUGUGUGUGAGUUCGAGAGGGAUUCGAGAAAGCCUUUGAUAUGGUUGCAGACAUGGAUGGAGAAAAUCGGAAAAGAAGUAUCUGCUCACGGCAAGAGCCGCUGGCUGCACAGAAGAUCGUGAAAGAUGGGAACAACAAGCGUGACGAAAUCCCUGAUAGAGUGACUCUCAAAAAAGAAAUAGGACUUUUAAGCGCCUGUACAAUAAUCAUAGGUAACAUAAUUGGUUCUGGAAUCUUCAUCUCACCUAAGGGGGUUCUAGAGCACUCGGGUUCUGUGGGUCUAGCAUUGAUCGUGUGGGUACUAGGGGGAUGCAUAGCUGCCCUGGGUUCACUCUGUUAUGCUGAGCUGGGGGUCACCAUACCCAAGUCGGGGGGGGACUAUUCCUAUGUCACAGAAAUAUUUGGAGGCCUGGUUGGGUUUCUUCUCCUAUGGAGUGCGGUGCUGAUCAUGUACCCCACCACCCUGGCCGUCAUCGCCCUCACCUUCUCCAACUAUGUGCUGCAACCUGUCUUUCCCGACUGUCUCCCUCCCUACAUGGCCACACGUCUGCUGUCAACAGUCUGCCUGUUGUUCCUGACCUGGGUGAACUGCUCCAGUGUGCGCCUGGCCACCAGGAUCCAGGAUGUCUUCACGGUGGGAAAGCUGGCUGCCCUGGGUCUCAUCAUAGUUGUUGGCCUAGUGCAGAUCUGCAAGGGCAACUAUGAGGGCCUGACGCCUCAGGUGGCCUUUGAGUUCAGCAGAACGCCGUCGGUCGGACAGGUCGCUCUGGCUUUCCUCCAGGCCUCUUUCGCCUUCAGUGGAUGGAACUUCCUGAACUACGUCACAGAGGAAGUGGUUGAGCCGCGACGGAACCUACCUCGUGCCAUUUACAUCUCCAUCCCAUUGGUGACCUUUGUGUACACGCUCACCAACAUCGCCUACUUCUCCGCCAUGUCGCCCGAGGAGCUGCUCUCAUCCAACGCUGUGGCCGUUACGUUUGGAGAGAAGCUCCUGGGAAUGUUCUCCGUCAUCAUGCCCAUCUCUGUGGCGUUGUCCACAUUCGGAGGAAUCAACGGCUACCUGUUCACAUCCUCAAGAUUGUGUUUCUCUGGAGCCAGAGAGGGACAUCUACCUAGCCUGCUGGCAAUGAUCCAUUUUAAGAAUUGUACCCCCAUCCCAGCUCUCCUGUGCUGCUGUACAGCCACUAUAGUGAUUCUGUGCAUAGGAGAGACCCACAACCUGAUAAACUAUGUGUCCUUCAUCAACUACCUCUCCUAUGGAGUCACCAUCGCAGGCCUGUUAUAUUACAGAUGGAAGAAGCCCAAACUUUACAGACCAAUUAAGGUAAACCUGCUUGUCCCUGUAAGCUACCUGCUGUUCUGGGCCCUGUUGUUGGGCUUCAGCCUGUACUCUGAGCCAGUGGUGUGUGGCGUUGGCCUGGUCAUCAUGCUUACUGGAGUGCCGGUCUACUUUCUAGGGGUGCACUGGAAAACAAAGCCAAAGUGUAUCUACGACUUCAUUGAAUCAGCGACUUAUGUGGCACAGAGACUGUGUUUCGUGGUCUUUCCCCAGUUCGACCCCAUCGAGAUCAGUCCAAUUGAAGAAUGGCCCAACAAAUCAUCUGACACUCUCUCUGGGAAUUCUUAAACUAUUUUUGUUGCCUUCAAGUCUCCUCUUUUUCUUUAUGUAUAUUGAGUCACUAUAUAAGUGCAGACACAGCCCCUUCCUUUUAGUGGAGCCCCUGGUCUGAUCUCUGGUCACCUGAGACUCAUAUCAAUCAAAUUCCUUACCAGCUAAGUGGAAUUGCCUGCUUUUUGAUGCAUGGGCCACUUGUAUUUUUCUUCUUAUAAUUUUGUACCGUGUCAUCAUUUAAAGUACAACAAGCUAAUGCCAACAGUGUCACAUUUUGACACUGACUUCAUAAACCCUAAGGACCUUUUUGCGUCUUUUCUGUAACUUUUCAACACUGGCAGUAUUUUGUUUGUAUUGACUUGAGAAUUAGAGUGUAUGACCGUGCCUUACAGGGGAAAAUAAGGGAACUGUUAACAUUAACCUACUAUGGAAUUCCCUAUGCUUUGUGUGUUCCUUGUUACAAUGUGAAAAGCACUGUGGUCUUUCGUAAACUGCUUCUGGCCUGUUAAUUUGCCACGUGACAUGACUUUCUUGGAUCUGAGAACAUUUUCACAAUGAACUGAAUCUGAAAAAGAAUCUGAAGAUAGCCUUCAGAGCCUUUGUCUUCAUUCUUUUGAAAGCUUCUUUUUAGAAACCAGCAGCCCUUAAUGUAUGUGUUCCGACUGUAUAUUACUGAACGCUAAAUAGGAUGUAGUUGAUAAUUAAAGAUCAUUCUAUGUUUUACUUAGUUUAUGUUUAACUCUUGCCAUUGCCUUUGAUACUACUAAUGUCAUGUAUUAAAAAUACACACAGAACUGUUAUGUUCACAGCUGAU
Messenger RNA from Esox lucius (northern pike), 2495 nucleotides. It is a transcript of the gene slc7a10b, whose product is annotated as solute carrier family 7 member 10b. The record is from RefSeq and is a predicted model, not a curated record. Gene Ontology annotation, molecular function: L-amino acid transmembrane transporter activity; neutral L-amino acid transmembrane transporter activity. Lineage: Eukaryota; Metazoa; Chordata; Actinopteri; Esociformes; Esocidae. The transcript is spliced from 11 exons. Bases 110 to 1696 code for a protein of 528 amino acids. Gene Ontology annotation, biological process: D-serine transmembrane transport; D-alanine transmembrane transport; amino acid transmembrane transport. Gene Ontology annotation, cellular component: membrane.